AUGCGCUCGACGCAAGCGCUGGGUCGAGCCAUUCGACGGUCCCGGGCCUGUCCGGGAGGCGGGGUGGCUCCAAGGGAAGCGGACUUUCGACGGCUCAGCAGCCCUUUCAGCCUUACCAGCAAGACAAUGGCUUCGACUCCUACCUCGUCAAGCCCUUCAAGGCUACUACAUACCACUUCCACAGCUCGGCGGCGGCUGAUGGGCCACAAUGCCGAGGAGGUGCCAUCCGAGGCGCCCACGACCGACUUCGACAGGAUGGACAUGCUGGGAGCUACGCCGGCCCCUUCGACGUCGGUGGAUGUCUGCAUGUCAGAAGGCUUUGUCCUCAACAGCGGGGCGCGUGUGACAGACGGCAGCGGGGUCCUGCUCGUGGGCGGCGAGGCGUUCACCUGGAGGCCGUGGGGGAAGGACAAGAAACUCGUCAACGCAAAGGGCCAGUGGGAAGUCGAUGCCGAGACGGCGUUUGCGCUGCUGGGUAUGCUCUGGCCGCGGCCUGGUUAG
Thyridium curvatum is the source of this 501-nucleotide messenger RNA. RefSeq lists its product as uncharacterized. The record is from RefSeq and is a predicted model, not a curated record. Lineage: Eukaryota; Fungi; Ascomycota; Sordariomycetes; Thyridiales; Thyridiaceae. The transcript has a single exon. The coding region runs from base 1 to 501 and encodes 166 amino acids.